Messenger RNA from Diorhabda sublineata, 3288 nucleotides. RefSeq names its product open rectifier potassium channel protein 1 (gene Ork1). The transcript is spliced from 6 exons. NCBI's taxonomy places the organism in Eukaryota, Metazoa, Arthropoda, Insecta, Coleoptera, Chrysomelidae. Gene Ontology annotation, biological process: stabilization of membrane potential; potassium ion transmembrane transport. The coding region runs from base 142 to 2151 and encodes 669 amino acids. Gene Ontology annotation, cellular component: membrane. Gene Ontology annotation, molecular function: potassium ion leak channel activity. The record is from RefSeq and is a predicted model, not a curated record.
AAAAAAAAUAUUGUGAGUUUACAACAAAUUAGGACAUAACAGUGUAUUGGAAUAUUUUAGUUCAAGCUAAUCCGAUUGGAUUUGUUAUUUUCUAAUAUUAUAAACGUUAGAGGAUUUUUUUACCAUUUAUUUUAUAUAAAAAUGAUGUCGAAAAAACAGUGGUUCGUUCUUUUAUGUUUGUUCAUUCUCUAUUUAUUAUUGGGAGCAUCAAUUUUCUUUUAUAUCGAAUCUCAAGAAGAAGUAAUUAAACAAAAGUUUGAUAUCAGGGAAAGACAAUAUAUUGAAGAAUUGCUACGAUCGAAUUAUCAGGGCAACAACAAGAGUAUAGAGAAUUUAUUCAGAAGACUUACUGAUUAUUGUGGUAAACCCGUCCACUACCACAUGAGCGAUGAUACCCCGGAUUAUAAAUGGAACUACUACAAUUCUAUAUUUUUCGUCAUAACAGUAGUUAGUACUAUAGGUUAUGGGAAUUUAUCACCUACGACCAUGUUUACCAGAAUAUUCAUAAUUUUCUAUGGACUAAUUGGUAUACCUAUGAAUGGUAUCGUUAUGGUAACUUUGGGUGACUUUUUUGGAAAAUCGUUUACAAAACUUUAUGAGAGAUGGAAAAAGCUGCGUUUGGAGAAAAACACAGCCAAGCUUGGACUUAUAGGACAAAUUAUUUUAUAUGCCGUUCCUGGACUCACUUUCUUCAUAUUCCUUCCUUCGACGAUUAUUAGUUUUUUUGAAGGCUGGUCGUAUGAUGUUGCAGUAUACUACGCGUUUGUUACGUUAACAACUAUUGGAUUUGGAGAUUAUGUAGCAGGAACGCAGAAUAUACACAACUUUCAUCCAUGGGUUUUUGUAUCCUACCACUUAUUUCUUUUGGUGUGGGUCAUAGGAGGAUUAGGUUAUGUGAUUAUGAUAAUAGGUUUCAUCACCAAAGGCAUGAAGAGUCGGAAAAUAGCACAAAUUGAAAAAUUACUGGCUCAAAAAGUCAAACAAACUCCUCUCAAAAUACAAAAAGAAUUAAGAAGUAUGCUGCACGAACUUCUCUUUAUGAGAGUAAAACCAGUAUAUAAAGGAGAGUUUGAGUAUACUCCAAAAUAUUUGGAGAGAAGUCAAAGCUGUCCUACUUUGACUAUUUGGAUAAACAACGAAUCGCCCACUAUGGCUAGAAAACGCGCUAUGUCAGAAUGUUAUAGAUAUAACGUACUAGAUAGAAUUCAAUCUGAAUCCGAGCUAGAUAAAAUAGACAAAGAAAGAACGUUUAGACCCUCCGAUGCUUUUAAGAAACAGAAAGAUCUUCUACUUCGAGUCGUAGACGCUUUAAGUUUAGCUUCUACUUCAAGCAAAAGUGAUAGAGGCGUACAUGGAUUCAGUGAUAACGAAAUACUAGCUAGUGAAAGAUCUAUUUCGCAUACACCUGUUCAUCGACGAAGAGCAGUUAGUGAUGUUAAACCACCGGGUUUGCACUUUGACGACGAUUAUACGAAUACUUGGUAUGGUAGUGACGCAUCGAGAGCUUUGAAAGCUUUUAAACGAAAAAGAGCUAUGUCAUUUGUUCCUAUGCCAGCAUCAAAAAAAGAAAAGAGCUCUUUAAUAUACAGAAUCCAAAAUGUCUCUAAUAGAUUCAAAACAGUCGAUAUGGAUGAAAAUGACAUUGAGAAACAAAUUCUAGAUGAACCUAUUAACACGAUAUUUAAUCCUAAUCAUGUUUCAUCGAAUAGUAAUUCUAUUGAUAACAUCGAUCAAAAUGUGUUAGAACAAACAUCCAUAGCGGAAUUUAUUAGAGCUCUUAACGCUAUUACUAUUGACGAAGAUACGGAUCCGAAGCCGAAAAGAAAAAUCGGUAUAGCCUCUUUAACGCCUCCUAAAUAUUCCCCUAUAUUUAAACCUCCAAAUUAUAGAAGAAAUUCUUUAGUACCCCCUUCGAGAAUUUCAGCGAAACCUAGACGAUUCUCAAUGACUCCAGUGGAUGAACAUAUUUUGAGCUCACCACCGCCUUAUACACCGAUUUCUUCAGCUACGAACUCCUCAACCGUAUAUAAUAUAAGUGAAGGUAGAAGAUUUUCAGUUAGGCCUACACCUUCUUCUUAUAAUUUCAGUCCGGUAAAAAUACAAGUGAACAAAAGGAAAUUUUCCAAACACGAAAAGGGAAGUUACGACUGAUGAAAUUAAAAACUUUGAAAUAAUUUAUCAGUAUUGUCAAUAGAUAUUAAACGUACUAAGCGUGGCUAAAUUAUACGGGGUGGCGCAAUAUAGCAUCAUCUUUUGAGAAGAGCUUACUACCAUUGGGUAGGAACGCUCUGUAGUUUUAGUCACCUUGAGUCACUUCGCGCAUUUCACCUGAAUUUUCAUUUAUAAAUUGUUAGUAGAUGAUUAUGCGCUACUGCAGAUUAGAUUAAACUUAUUCAACGUUUAAAUUUCCCUCCUAGAACAUUUGGACAAUUCGUGCGAGAAAAUCCACGAUUGUCUAGCUUCAAGACUUCGCCUGUUUUAUCGUUAUCGCGACGAAGUUUACAAUGAAUUUUGAAGUUAGAUCUUAAACUGCACCAAUACACGCUGCUAAAACAAAGAUUGAAAGAAUAUGCCUUCAAAGAAAGGCUCCCUUUCGCUAAUGAAAUGUUUGGUCGAUUUUCAAAUUUUCCUGGUAUCACUUUUUCUGACGAGGCUCAUCUCCACAUAAAUAGGUUCGUAAACCAUCGUUACUGGAGCAGGAGGAGCCCGAAUCUCAUGCACCAAGGACCAUUUGAUAGUCCUAAAGUAAAAGUGCAGGAGCAAUCUCGGGAAAUGGAGUGAGUCCUUUCAACCAGAUGCAUUUCAAAUGACUCCGUGUUGGUUGUGAAACAUACGUUCCUAAGCAGACUGAUUUCGAAAAGAGGUUGAAUUCAAUCGCCCCUACGUAGUCCAGAUUUGACGCCCUUCGACUUUAUCUAUGAGGAUACCUCAAAACAAAGUCUGUAAUAAUAAUCCGAGAAACAUCCAACUAGAUUAGCAUUACUGAAGAAAAUUUGCAAUAAUUUUCGAUGGUAUUUUUUUCAAACUAAGCCUCAGUCAUUUUGACUUUUUUGUUUUUUUUUGUUUUUAUUUUAAUAUGCGUAUCUAUUGCGUCACCCUGUAGAAUAAACUCAUUAUUAUGCGAACAAUCUAUUUUUUAAAAUAAUCCUGAAUUAGGGCGAUUCUCAAUUAUAAUUAGGGUGAGAAAAAUCACAAUUGAGUCACAAAUUCGUUGUUUAAUACAUGCUGCUCGACCCUAAAUAUAAUGUAUAUAUUAUAAUUAAAGAAUAAUAAAUAUUUUUCAAUGAA